AUGAGGCAGCCGGUUAUCAUACAGAUAGAAAGUAUUUACUAUCCCAUUUUGGCAAUUGUUGGUGUUCCUGCGAAUGUGGUGACGCUUGUGAUUCUCUCCCGUGGACGGUGUGAACUUUCAAAAUGCAUCACCCAAUAUCUUCUGGCCAUGGCAGCAGCGGAUCUGGCUUUCCUGAUAUUUGAUGUAAUACUUUAUGAGAUUAAUGAUUCACAUUUUCCAUAUUCGGUACUCAACUAUACUCCAGCAUGUCGUCUUAUUCUCACAUUGAAUUUUGCUUCUGUUCACUGCUCUGUGUGGUUAACUGUAGCAUUCACCUUCGACAGAUUUGUCGCAAUCUGCUGUCAGAAUCUACGCACAAAAUAUUGCACAUCAAAAACAUCAAUUGUGAUCAUUACAGCUGUGUGCCUUUUGGGGAGUUUACAAAGUGUUCCUUUUUAUUUUAUAUAUAUGCCCCGUGAUAUAGUUGAUAAUCUACCGUGGUCUUGUGCUGUAAAAACAAGCUUUUAUACGUUACCCAUAUGGAUCGCAUUUUUGUGGGUGGAAGUAUUUUUUACCCCAUUUCUUCCAUUUAGUUUAAUACUUUUCUUGAAUGUACUGACGAUCAAGUACAUUGUGCAAGCUAACAGAGUGAGAAGAGGACUCCUCAGAAUCGGUAGUGCAAAGAAGGACAAGGAUCCAGAGAUCGUGAACCGAAGAAAAUCAAUGAUUUUACUGCUAGCCAUAUCAGGAAAUUUUAUAAUUUUAUGGUUCGUAAAUUUUGUAUCUUAUGUUUAUUCACAAUUUACAGACACACAGUUUUUAGAAGCAAAUUUCAACGAUCCAUUUACUAUCCUCGAGCAAACCGGAUAUAUACUUCGGACUAUCAGUUGUUGCGUUAACACUUUCAUUUAUGCAGUUUCACCGCGUAAGUUUCGAGAGGAGUUUAAAAAUAUGAUUAAAUGUCCCCCGACUGUAUUAGUAAAAUUAUUGAAGUAA
This is a messenger RNA of Rhincodon typus (whale shark), 975 nucleotides long. Its product is annotated as probable G-protein coupled receptor 139. NCBI's taxonomy places the organism in Eukaryota, Metazoa, Chordata, Chondrichthyes, Orectolobiformes, Rhincodontidae. Gene Ontology annotation, cellular component: membrane. Bases 1 to 975 code for a protein of 324 amino acids. The record is from RefSeq and is a predicted model, not a curated record. The transcript has 2 exons. Gene Ontology annotation, molecular function: G protein-coupled receptor activity. Gene Ontology annotation, biological process: G protein-coupled receptor signaling pathway.